AUGGCCUCUCCUCUUCCUCCUGAUCCCUAUGUGGCGUUGGGAGUCUCCAAAGAUGCCGACAUCUCUGCCAUCCGCACGGCUCACCGAAAACUCGCCCUCAAACACCACCCCGAUCGAAUCAAGGAUGAGGCACAACGGGAACGCGGCAAGGAUGAAUUUCAGAAGAUUCAACAAGCGUACGAACUUCUCACCGACCCUGUUCGGAGAUCACGGUAUGAUGAUAGAGUCCGGUUGGCCGAGCUGCGAAGAGAAAGCAUGAUGAGAGAACCGCCACUGCCCACGACGACCGCCACCAGAGUCUAUCCCAUGAGGCCGGCACCGCAUCAUGCCUCUGCCUCGGUUCCUACUCCUGCUCCUGCUCGCGAGUAUCGAGAAGACGGCAACUUCUUUGAGGAAGUCCGCCAGCCUAGGAACAAUUCAGCAUAUGACUACCGAGAUCCUUACGAUGAAACCCUCCCUCGCACGACCUCGAGGAAAUAUCCCGAUUACGACAACAGAGCCCCUCCACCUUCCAAACCCUCUGAAAAGUCCAAAAAACCCUCCAAUGUGUGGCCAGGCAUGAUGGCUGCCGCCGCAGCUGUCAAGUUGAAGGCACAAGCGGAAAAGACAAGAAAUAGCAAAAUGGAGGAAAAGAGCAGAGACCGGGAAAAGAGGCGAGAACGAAGCGAGAAAGUCCAGACGAGAAGGACGGCAUACGUGGAAGAUUCAGAAUCCGAAGUGGACUCUCCUGAAGUUAGACCCUCCCUCAAGUCCACCACCCGCUCGAAAACGACAUCACAUUUUGAACCUGCCUCCGAGACUGCGCGGAAGAGAUCGCUUCGGUCGGACAAGCUGCGUGAGGUUGACGAGGAGUCCUUGGAUGGGAAAUGGGAGCGACACCAUGAAGAGAGCAAGGCGUACAUGGCCAAAGCCAAAGCAACCAAUCGUCCGGGCUUGGAGCGGGCAGACUCAGAUGCCUACCAAUAUUGGGUGGGAGAGUCGAGAAGCGGUGGUCGCAGAAGCGGCAGUGACAAUGAAAAACGAUCUACCCCGUCAAAGGGACGCCGUGCAACUGUGGAAGAUUACUUCACGCCAUCCUUCACGAAAUCAAGCUCUUCACCGAGCAAUCUACGUGCCCAUGUAGAAGAGCGCGCUCCGCCCAGAUCGUCUGCCGGUACCCCGCGUGAUCGAGAUUGGGAAAGGGAAAGAGAACGUGAACGUGAUAGGGAACGAGAGCGUGAUCGGGACCGAGAACGGGAACGGGAGCGAGGAGAACGCGAACAUCGGAGGAGGAUGCCGCCAAAUCUGUCUCGUUCCCAGACUGCACCCGUACCAAAGCUCGCCACCAAGAAAGACACUACUCCUGCAAAGGGGUCUAACCUAAAACACGCCGAAACUCAGUUGCACGACUCGGGUUAUGGGAGUAGUCCCAGCCCGCAUACUCCGGAGAUGAGGGAGGAAAGCCCCCCGUCCAGGCCUGUCAGACCUCGACAGACGUCCACCAAAUAUCAGAUUGUCGACCCAGACGAUCGGGACGAUUUCACGCGAACGCCACGGGUCAACAAGCUCUAUGAUGACUAUGGUGAUCGAUAUGCAAGGACGUACCAUCAUAGCCCAGAAUCUGUCAUCCGCGAGCCGAUGCCAAGAGACUCGGAUCGUCGCAAAGAAAGGCCUGAACGUCCGAGAGUCGAGACUAGAUCGUCCAAAUCUUCCCGCGGCGCAUCACUGAUGGAGGACUUCGUUCAAACCUCUCCUCCUGUACGGCGGACUGAAUCAGGACGGUUUGAAGAUCGAGCGUCACCACGUUCACCACGAGACUCGCCGCCUGUCACGCGCACCAACAGUGGUCGCGACAAGCUCUUUGCCGAGAUCUCGCCUGAGGAGUCGAGGUACGCACGACCUUAUCCGGCGGACAAGGUCCACAUCGCACCUCGCCGGGAACCGCAGUACGCCACAUAUACACGAGACGGUCCCGAGUACCGGGCCACCGAGCAUUCAUCACGGUUUCGAGAACCUCCUAAAAUGAGACGGCCGUCGGUGAGCGUGGGAGGUUACUAA
Messenger RNA from Capronia coronata CBS 617.96, 2037 nucleotides. RefSeq lists its product as uncharacterized. The transcript has a single exon. Bases 1 to 2037 code for a protein of 678 amino acids. Lineage: Eukaryota; Fungi; Ascomycota; Eurotiomycetes; Chaetothyriales; Herpotrichiellaceae. The record is from RefSeq and is a predicted model, not a curated record.